AUGACCAGUGUUUUGACCACUACGGAUGCUGCGCGGGCUGAUGUUAAAGAACGUAUACUAGAGAGGGACGCUGGCUUCGUCUCUGGUGGCGAUGAUGACGACUCCUGUUCCGGUCCAGCUCACUCCGACGACUCUGGCGUCCGACUACAGGAAACAGAUAGAAAACAUACUAGAUCACCAACAAGAUCACAACCACCAAAGAAAAGGUUACGACUCGGUUCAAGAGAUGACUUGACUAGCCCGGAAAGCGAUAACCCAUCAUCUCCCUUCCGACCUUGGUCCUUUACGGAAGAACCACAACGUGAACCUCUCUCUUUAGUCAAGAAAACCAGUGAAACUAGUCUGCUCAGGCAAAGAAGAAGACCACUAGAACCUCCACCACCUCCUGUGCCCAUAAUUGAGCCGGUCGGACCACCGAGAGUCCCGCCACAUCCUGGCGUAAUGGAUUUCCCAGAUAAGAAACCGAGAGAGCAAAGGAACUAUAAAAACAUGACGCGGGAGAGACGGAUUGAGGCGAACGCGAGGGAAAGGACCCGAGUUCACACAAUAAGCGCCGCAUUUGAUACUUUACGAAAAGCGAUCCCCGCUUACAGUCAUAACCAGAAACUUUCCAAGCUUUCCGUACUAAGGAUAGCGUGUGCCUACAUCUCCGCGCUAUCAUCGGCGACAGAACCAGAUGCAGACCUCUCAGAUGCAGUCGAGAAGGUCACUCAAACGAUACACACAGAAGGAAAGCUACGGAAGAAGAAAGAUGACCCUUGA
Leptosia nina is the source of this 762-nucleotide messenger RNA. NCBI's taxonomy places the organism in Eukaryota, Metazoa, Arthropoda, Insecta, Lepidoptera, Pieridae. The record is from the annotation of a GenBank genome assembly.